AUGCAUAGACUCCUCUCUAAACUGGAAGCUGCUUUAAACCAACAACCACUAAAUCUGGAUUAUUUGGAGUUCUUGACUCGUCAUGAGCUUGUUCUGUUUGAAUCUUUCUCUCAGCAAAUAGGUGGUCUGUCAGAGGUUACAGAGGCUCUACAAAAUGUUCAUCAUCUGGUUCAGUGUGAAAUUAACAUCACCUCUGUGGGAAUUAUUGAACUGGAAACAGAAGUUGGUCUGGGACCUGGCCACCCCAAAAUCGUACUAGAGAGAGAAAAACUGAAGAACUUGUUGGACACUCAGCUGCCAGUCAGCUGCAUCGCUAAAUGUCUUGGUGUUUCAAGAAGAACAAUCUUCAGGAGGAUGCAAGAAUUUGACUUGUCUGUGAGAGGAACAUACAGCACAAUGAAUGACCAAGAGCUGGACAACAUCAUAUCGGCUAUCAAAAAUCAGAUGCCAAAUGCUGGCUAUCGAAUGGUUCAAGGACAUUUGGUUUCUAUGGGUCUCCGUGUUCAGUGGUGGAGAAUGAUGGCCUCCAUGCAUCGAGUUGAUGCUGUUGGGAUCUUCACACGGAUUACAGAACUAGGCUGUGUUGUGCGAAGAAGCUACUCGGUGCGAGGCCCUCUCUCCCUUGUCCACAUAGACACAAAUCACAAGCUAAUAAGGUACAAUGUUGUGAUCUUUGGUGGAGUGGAUGGCUACUCAAGGAAGGUCCUGUACUUGGAUGCAGCAACUAACAACAGGGCAAAAACUGCAUUCUCAUUUUUCCUGAGAUCAGCCCAGCUUCACGGCUUGCCAUCAAGGGUUAGGGCAGAUCAAGGAGUAGAAAACCUGGACAUUGCACAUUUCAUGUUUGCCACAAGAGGAACAGGGAGAGCGAGUUUCAUAUCUGGAAAGAGUGUCCACAAUCAGAGAGUAGAACGACUUUGGCGUGAUGUCUGGAUUGCAGUCACUAGCAAGUACCAUGAUGUUCUUCACUCACUUGAGGAGGAUGGCCUGCUUGACAUUUCAGAUGUCAUUCAUCUCUUUGGUGUCCACUACAUCUUUGUCCCUCGACUCCGAGCAGAUCUUGUCACCUUUGUUGGAGGAUGGAAUAAUCAUCCCCUCAGGACAGAAGGUGGUUUCACUCCUGAACAGCUCUGGUGUAUGGGACAUCUACAAGAGCUGGAUGAGGGCGAGAGACUUGAGGUACCAGAUCAUAAUUUUUUGCUCUUCUGAAAUUAACAUAUUAAACACUUGUG
This is a messenger RNA of Polypterus senegalus (gray bichir), 1232 nucleotides long. RefSeq lists its product as uncharacterized. The transcript is spliced from 5 exons. The record is from RefSeq and is a predicted model, not a curated record. Gene Ontology annotation, molecular function: nucleic acid binding. The coding region runs from base 1 to 1209 and encodes 402 amino acids. Gene Ontology annotation, biological process: DNA integration. NCBI's taxonomy places the organism in Eukaryota, Metazoa, Chordata, Cladistia, Polypteriformes, Polypteridae.